This is a messenger RNA of Rhododendron vialii, 1803 nucleotides long. RefSeq names its product expansin-A1-like. Lineage: Eukaryota; Viridiplantae; Streptophyta; Magnoliopsida; Ericales; Ericaceae. The transcript has 3 exons. Bases 601 to 1371 code for a protein of 256 amino acids. The record is from RefSeq and is a predicted model, not a curated record. Gene Ontology annotation, cellular component: extracellular region. Gene Ontology annotation, biological process: plant-type cell wall organization.
AACUAGGGGUGUUCAUUGCAGCAUUUCUCAAAAACAAUCACUAUCAAUGUUGUUGCGCCGGCCACCAAAUCGUUAGGCAGACAAAAGAAAAAUCUAAGAAUCUCCUGUCAGGAAUGAUUGGAAUCCUCCAUAUCUCUUUGGUCAAAAGGCCAGCCAUGUGAUCUUCAAUCAGUAAUUUGAAGCAAAAAAUAUUCCUAGAAGUAGAAGCCAUUGAAUAUGUUGCGUUUACCUUCGUAUAGCAACAACCGCGCGCCGUCUACAUUUAUGUAUAUACGUUUAUAUAUACAUGUAUAUAAAAUGAUGAGUGUGAAAAGGGAACAAUUUGGGUUAUAUUGUUUGAUCCAAUACACGGCCCUUCUGUUGGGAAAACCAUGUGAGUGGAAUGAACGUGGAAUUAUAAAUUAAUUUUAGAGAAUUUCUGGAGGGUGGCUGUGAUAAAAAAAAGGGAUACAAAUAUGAGGGACCACAUGGGAAGUUGUUGCCUCAGAUGGGUCUGGCCCUUAUUUAAGACGCACUCCAUGUGUUUGUAAAAUCACUCAAAGAAAAUCCAGUCACCAUUUUCUUCCUCAUUUGGCUUUCACAAUUGGCAGAGCAAGAAAAAUGGCGGAAAACAGCAUUCUUGCUCUGGUGAUAAUUUCCAUUUGCCAAGUUUUAAUCCAUGUGGACGCGUUCAAGGCUUCUCCCUGGUAUAGUGCUCAUGCUACUUUCUACGGAGGCAGCGACGCCUCUGGAACCAUGGCUGGAGCAUGUGGAUUUGGUAACACGUAUACGACUGGCUAUGGGGUAGCCACUACAGCUUUGAGCACUGCAUUGUUCAAUAAUGGGGCUUCAUGUGGGCAAUGCUACAGGAUCGUUUGUGAUUAUAGGUUGGAUACACAAUUUUGUAUUAAAGACAAGGCGAUAACAGUCACCGCCAUUGACUUUUGCCCGCCUAACUGGUCCGAACCAAGCGACAAUGGAGGGUGGUGCAAUCCUCCCCGCCCGCAUUUCGACAUGUCUCAACCUGCUUGGCUAAAUAUUGGGAUUUACGUCGGUGGGAUCGUGCCAGUUGUUUACCAAAGGGUCCCAUGCAAGAGACAUGGUGGAAUGAGAUUCACAAUCAAUGGAAAUCCUUGGUUUAACCUUGUAUUGAUAAGCAAUGUGGGUGCAGCUGGAUCUAUUCAAGCUAUAUCAAUCAAGGGCUCAAACACUGAUUGGAUUCCCAUGUCACUGAACUGGGGAGUAAACUGGCAAUCUAGUACCUAUCUCAUUGGCCAAGUUCUCUCCUUUAUGAUCACAGCAUCUGAUGGAGAAGUCGUUCAAUGUCUCAACAUUGCGCCUUCAAACUGGGGAUUUGGGCAGACCUUCUCUGACAGAUACUGUCAAUUCUAAAGUUGAAAUUGCAGGUUUCGGUGUUCAGGGUUGAGGGUUUGUGGUAUCAGUUGCUGCGGCGAGCUUUUUUGUUUUAUAGAAGCAGCCCGCCAUUCUUUUUGGAAUUUACAUUAUUUGGUGGGAAUGAAAAAGAUAAAGAUGAAGUUGAUGGUCGAGACGUGGUGAACCCAUAAUAAACUCAGGGCUAAGAAAUUCUUCCUUUUUUCUUUUGAGUUUCUACAAUUCAAAUUUCUGCAAUUGUAUUUGGAGGUGGGGAUUAUGUGUAUAUGGUAAUAAAGUUGUUGUAUUGUAUAUUAAUAAGCAUCGCGGUUUCUGCUUCAUAUAAUGUGUUUCCGGUUGUUCGAUCUUGUAAUAUAUUUGUCAUGUAUAGCAUGAAUUGUUGUCAUUAUUAUAUCAUAACAUUGUGACCUAAUAAACCUUUGUUCUCUCUCU